AUGUCUGCAAUUAGAAAGAUAUUGUGUUUAGGCUUCCUGCAAGCUUUUUAUUUGUCUUCUGUCAUUGCUCAAAUAUUCCAAAAUAUCCCAGCAUCUCAGAUACAAAAUAUCCAGCACAUGCAAUACAGCCAGCAACAACCUAUUCCGUCAACUUUGUUAUCUACAUUCACAACAUCUAUGCCCAUGGUCGAUAAACUUGGCGCCAUCGCAAACGUCAUACAAAAAAUGCCCGCGAAUCCUAGAGGAGUUGGCCAGAGACAAUACAUGGCUGACGCAUUAAAGCAGUCGGCGUUAGAGAGCCUAAUGAUGGCAGCCAACGCGUGUAAAUGUAACCAGAGGUCUGAAGGCUCGUUGUCUAUGCCGCAGCAACAAAUGAGAGUUGGCGGUGACGUAAUGGGUAAUAGGAUGGUAACAGUCUGCCAAGUCCUUCAUCAGGACUUAAGUAAUAUACAGACGUCAUCAGAUAACUUGAAAAGAUGUACAAGACAGACCAACAGUUUACCUUUACAUGUAAAUGGUAUACCAUACCAAAAUGGUGGCAAUACUUUACCAAAUCCAGAAAAUAAUAUGGCACAAAAUUUAAACAGUCUACCAAUGAAUAUGGCAACUCAAAAUGGAAAUAAUUGGGCAUUUGAAAGACUAGUCCAAAAUGGUAAUAACAUAAAUAGCAAUGGAUUUCUAUUAAAUAAUGGGCCAUCUAAUAAUAUUCCACAUUUAAAUAAUUUGCCAGAUUCCAAUAACUUGCUAUUUGAAAGUGGUAUUUCAGCAGGCAAUAAUCAACCAAUUAGUAACAUUUUGCUAAAUGGGCAUAAUGAACAAGUGGCAAAUGGAUUCAAGAACUUUAAUAAUAUUCAAAGUGAAAAUGGAUUUAUCAAUAAUUGGCCUUCUGUAAAUUCUAAUCGAAUGCAAAACACCAAUGAUUUUCAAGUAACUAACUCAGCACAUUUAAAUUUACCAGGAUCAUAUAACUUUGGACAAAAUUUGCCAGAGAAUAACAAUCUGCUAUAUAAUAACAAUAAAAUGACAAAUUCAUUCCAAAAUAAUGUACCUAUCGCUAAUGCAUUACAAAACUCAUUUCAUUUACCCACAAAUAACAUGCUGUCAAAUAAUAAUAAUAUGUUAUUUUCAAAUGGAAUAAACAAUUUAGCCACUAAAUCUCCGUUGUCAAAAUAUUUUCCAAUAGGCAAUGGAUUACCAGGAAUACAUGAUUUUCAAAUGACUAACGGAAUAGGAAACUUUAAUAACGGAUUACCCCUUGCUACUAAUAAUUUUCCAUUUUUCAAUAAUGUGCCAUUGAAUGGACUUCAAGACCCCAAUAUUAAUGAUCCUUUUACAAUUACUGGUAAUAUACCACUGCAUACAAUUGUACCAAGAAAUGUUAUAAAUGACAAUGAAAGAAUUUUUAACGGUGGCGUUAUAGCAAAUGACUUUUCUUCUGCUGGAAGAAUACCACCUAAUGGAUUUUCAUUUAAUAGUUGGCCACGUUUUAAUAAUAUGAUGAUGUCUAAUGCUGGUCCAAUUGGCAAGAACUGCCAAGCAUAA
Molecule: messenger RNA, 1542 nt
Organism: Arctia plantaginis
Lineage: Eukaryota; Metazoa; Arthropoda; Insecta; Lepidoptera; Erebidae
Source: the annotation of a GenBank genome assembly